This is a messenger RNA of Dreissena polymorpha, 2314 nucleotides long. RefSeq lists its product as uncharacterized. NCBI's taxonomy places the organism in Eukaryota, Metazoa, Mollusca, Bivalvia, Myida, Dreissenidae. Bases 151 to 1806 code for a protein of 551 amino acids. The transcript is spliced from 8 exons. The record is from RefSeq and is a predicted model, not a curated record. Gene Ontology annotation, molecular function: protein binding.
CAGCGAAGGUACAACAGUGUAGCGAUUACUACGUGUCUGUCUGUGAUAUUUGGUGUCAACGGUUUUUUUAUUGACAUGCCGAAAUUGUUUGGAUUUACUUUAUUGGCAGUGUAAUUUGUGUUUGUUGAGAGUUUUUAGUGCUGCAAAAACAUGCACCUGGGAUAUUCGACCGCGAGCACUAUAGCGACAGUGACCUUUAUGGUCAUUUUUCCGUGCUGGACACAAAAGGCCACAAUCAUCGACGACGUGAACACUAAAUGCGUGCCGUUCCAAGAAGCGUUCACGUGUUCGGACGCUCCGUACAAUCGGACGGUUCUCCCAAACGCCUUCGGCCACCAGAGUCUGGACGAUGUCCAGUCUGCGUUGAACGAUUUUGACCCCCUGAUUGUCACAAACUGUUCAAAGUUGCUGAAACAGUUCCUGUGUUUCGCGUUCGCCCCGCCCUGUACGGUGUUGGAGACGCCCAUUCCGGUGUGUCGAGCGUUUUGCGAGGAGGUUGUGACGAAGGAAUGUGUGGACAUCUUGAAGAGACACAAACAAGAUCCGCACGUUUUCCGUUGUGAGAACUAUCCGAAAGGUGGACUGUGUAUUUUGAAGAACAAUACUAUUUCGGAUAAAAGCGAUGUAGAUUCAAAGGAGAUAUAUUAUCCCGAAAAGGAAUUGUAUUUUACGGAUAUGAAUUCACUGGAUUCCACAGAAGACAAUAUCGAUCUCAACCUCGUUCUUCUUGUAACCAAUGGCAACAAGAUUCAGCUGCUGGACAUUCGCUCCCCGAACUCCAUGGACACCAUCACCCUCUACCGGAGCCGCUCCACGGUAAUAAGUACCAGUAUAGAUUACUACAACACGACGGGUGAUCAGUCGACGGGUGAUCAGACCUACAUCUACUGGGUGUCAAACACGGAUGGGAAAAUAAUCCGUGGGGAAUGGCAUUACGAAACAUUGAGAAAUGUCCGCACGGUAGUUGACAUUGGCUUUUCGAGUGUUGACUCGAUCGCAGUAGACUGGAACCUGGGCCUACUAUUCUGGUUGGAGAGCUACCCCCGUCCGCGCCUGCAGGCCGCCAGUCUAAGCGGUCGACAGGAAACGACGCUGUUAAGCGACCUUCAGAACCCCAUUUGCUUGGUUCAAGAUCCGAAACACGGGUAUCUGUUUUGGAUCGAUCGCCGCGGCCCUCUGCUCGACCAGACCUCCACUAUCGAGUGUUACUCUAUCCUUGAUGACCGAAAGUGGACAGUGUUCAACAUCUCCGGCGCCGAUCCGGACGGCAGCCGCCCGAAGGCGAUAGCGGUCGACAUUCCGGAAAUGACGUUGUAUUGGGUGGAUGCAAGGUCCGAGUCCUUGCACAAAGUCUCGUACGACGGAACCGGUCACGUGGUAUUGCUGCGCAAUCAUGAGAGACUUCAGGACCCCGGAAGUUUAACGGUGUACGGCGAUCACGUGCUGUGGACAGACACGCAGAGUAGCUCAAUCAUUUGGGUAAGCAAGACGACGGGCAAAGAUGAAUUGAUUGUAAAAACAUUCGACAUCCAUCCUCCGCAGAAUAUUAAAAUAUAUGGAAACCGCGAUACAAUAUCGAAGACAUCCUACGACAAGACGAAGCUUAAACCAAUAUGGAAAGAGCUUACUUCAAAAGAGAAUUUUGAAAUUGACGAAUACGACAACGAUGACGAUGACGACGACGACGAUUAUUACGAUGGCCGUCGUCGAAAGAAGAACCCCAAAAAUGAAAGUUCCGCGGAAAUCCACCGGCCUUCAAUUCUAGUGUAUUUUAGCCUACUUUUCUUCAUUCUCUUGUAUAACUAGAAGCGGAUGUAGGAUUUUUGAAUACUUGUAAUUUAUGUUUGCGAUAUUGAUACAUAUUAUUGGACGGUUGAAAUUCUAUUAAUAGUAGUUGAUAUCAACAGAACAAAUGUGUAUGGUUCCUAGAUUGUAUGUAGGCAACUUUUUUGUCGUGUUAAAUGUGUUUUUGAUGGAUAUAUUGUAACGCUAUUAGUAUGCUUUUUAACCCAUUUAUGCCUAGCGUCUAGAAAAAAGGCCUUGAUCUUGGCAAACAGAGUGAUGCGGCGUCUCAUCAGGGUCUACGCUGUUUGCUUAAAGGAAUUUAUGCAAGAAAUAUUCUAAAUAUAGAAAUAAAUAUACUAGACAUCCCUAAUUUUGGAAAUAAAUUGAUCCAAUUUAGAAGGAUGGGAGAGUCCAAUAGGCAUAAAUGGGUUAAACUUUAGUUUCUACUUUUAAUUUGCAUAAAACAUUACAUGAGGAUUACACCGUCAUCUGGUCCCUGUCCAAGAUAUACAAUAAAGAAACUAUGAUG